Molecule: messenger RNA, 1302 nt
Organism: Xenopus tropicalis (tropical clawed frog)
Lineage: Eukaryota; Metazoa; Chordata; Amphibia; Anura; Pipidae
Gene: c4h1orf146
Product: chromosome 4 C1orf146 homolog
Exons: 5
Coding region: 190-705 (171 amino acids)
Biological process (GO): synaptonemal complex assembly
Source: RefSeq, a predicted model, not a curated record
UGAAUAGUAAACCAGCACACAAGCAGACACAGGUACUGAUUACUGUGGCCUAGUCUUCUACAUACUCAGAACAGGAACAGGAAGAACAGAACAUGUGACCAGCUGCUGUUUGUAUAACUAAAUGUGCCUGCUGGUAGGAGUACUGCAGUUGGAGGAGGCUGGUGCAAGAUAUUGCUGCUUGUGUGAAUCAUGGCUGAGGGAUCCACAAGAGAGCCAGCUAAAUGGACCACUACUGUGAUAGUGAGCGCUGCUCUUCAGGGUAAUGAAGUGGCUGCUUCCUUGCAGAGAGAACAUCACAAAGUGCGCUUUUCACAAUCUGUGGAAAGUGGAUCCAUCAUUUUUCCACUCUCUGGCAUUGCUUUCUUACUGGCAAAUGCUCAGGAGCUUUUCACAUCAUCACAAGAAACAUUUUUUCCCUGGAUAGGGAAUUUCAUAUCUGUCCACCGAAAUUGCUUUUUAGUGUUAACUUCUGCACUCCAUGGAUCCAGUGAGUGGAAUUUAAUGUUCACUAUUCAGCAGAGGUUCCUUGGAAGUAAUCUACGAAUAAUUCCUGCUCAUAAUAAUGCUGAAAUUGUAAAGAUCAUGUUAAUUAUAGCUAAGGCCACCAGCAAACCUCAUCUAGAGACAAUAACCGACAGACUACUAAAGGCACAAUCACAGAUUAUUGAACUCAGCCCAGUUUGGCAAAUACUUGACAGCAUUUGAUUCUGUUUUGUGAGUGUUAGUUGUACAAAGGCUUUAAUUCUGUGUUUAAAAUCAAAAUACCACUGUUGAACAUUAUAAUUUUACAGUUAACUAAACUUUCUGUCCAACAAGUGACAAAAGUCCAUUUAGAUUACAAUGCAUUAUUUUAAAGCAACUUAUGCAAAAUACACACACAGUCCACCACAACACAGCCAUGUACUUUCCCCAAAUUUAAUUGUAAUGUCAGGUGCUGGUAAAGUAGCAUACAUCGCAACUUUCAUGUGACUUUAAAGUGGAGAAAAUGCAAAUUUGCAUUCACGUUGGUGAACUGAUAGAAUGCCAUUAAAAGGAAGUCUAAUUUAAAUAUGGUAUAAUACCGGGACAAGUUUGUUACUGUCUGCUUUAGAUCCUACCCCAGGGGUGGCUAAUAAGACGAUCCCCCGUGGAUUCCUGGUGGGCCGCAAUCAAGCCGGAUAUGUGGAAGUGCUGCGUGAAUGCAUACGUACCCAUUCAUGCCGCACUUCCACAUUCCCAGUCACUGGCCGAUCGCGACCGAAAAAAAUCUAUUUUACAGACACUUUACAUUUCAGCUGAAUAAAAAAAAUAUUUGGUUCUCUU